CGGGCCCCCUAACAUCGCACAUGUUCACGUGGGUGUUAGUCAGACAGACUCAGUCAGAGGCCAAAAUGGCAGCGCUUAUUAUAAAUAGUCAGCCAGACUCUGUCAGAGGCCAAAAUGGCAGCGCUAGCUAACAUCGCACAUGUUCACGUGGGUGCACGUGGAUGUUAGUCAGACCAAGGAGGUUAAAUACUUCUAUCAGUUACGUUCCUUGGUCAGACAGACUCAGUCAGAGGCCAACAUGGCAGCGCUAGCUAACAUCUCCAACAGUACCAACAGUACCGCGUCCUGCCCUGCGAUAGACACGGUCUCCUUUACCGACUAUGCUGUGUUUGUCGCGAUCCCGAUCCUUCUACUGCUAUCGUUCCUGGAGAGGCGGGGCGCCAGGGAACGUCCUUGUAGACGUUUUCCGCUCGUAGACGUGAACCUCCUCGACACGGGGCCGAGCCGCUGGACCUACGCCGUCACCCUGGGCGCCUCUUUUCCACUGUGCCUGCUGCUUUUCAUUCAUAGCUUCGGCAGGCACUUCGACGAGUGGUUCACGCUGCCAGACGACGGCUCUAAACCAUGGCUACAGAAGCUGAUCGCCCUGGCCUCCGCCCUACAGGUCGGGUUAGUGUACUUUCCGUUUCUCGCCUGUCUGAAGACCAGGUACAAAACGGUCGGCUUGCCUCUCGGGCUCUGCUACUCAAUGGCGUGGUUUGUGGUGUGCGUCCUUCAACACAUGGGCUGCCUGAACAACCCAAGUUUUGACUCAAAAUAUUUAGAAGUCAGCAUGCCGAGCGCCAUUUUCCACUUUAUCCUUGUGGUGCAAUUCGCGCGCCUUACUGUGCGCCGCUACUGGUCCUGGAUUAAAGGGGGGCGUGGUCUUGUCGACGAAGACGACUUCGGCAAAGUCGCCCAGGACCACGACUUUCGAUACGUCCGGCGGCUUUUGGGCAAGCCUCAGACGCCCGGCACAGACCCCGCCAUGCCGUGGUAUAGGCGGUACUAUCGAAAGUACACGCGCGCAGACGACGAUGUCCGCUUUUCCGCCCAGAUGACGAUAACCAUGGUAGUGUCUUUCCUCUGCCUGUUUUCCUUGGCAGUCCUGUUUAUCAGACAAAGCGUAGUUUUCCAUCAGCACUUAUUACGGCAGCAACACGCACCAACCUACUUCAACAUCGAUAUCGACGCAGAUCUGUACGCCCUUGAAGUGUGCUGGGUUGUAUCAGGCUUGACAGCGUUCGUGAUCCACGUGGUCUACAUCUUUUGCAUCAUGGUGAACUACCGGAAGCACACGCGGGCUCUCUAUCGGGGAGACAGGUCCUGGAUGCCGAGCAGUUUCCGACCAAGUACCGCUACCUCCAUCCUCUCAGCCACGAAGUACCCAGGGACGCAAAUAGCCUUCAUUCUGUGGGGGUUCUUCAUCCAGACGUUGACGUUUCUCUUCAUCUCUUUCGCGCUGUAUCUUCUUGUCGCGUACCCACAGAUUAUGGUCGCGCUCCUGCAGUACGCAGGCCCGCCGAUAGGGGUCACCGCUGCAGCGCUAGCCGUCCAGGUGUUGCUAUCGGCCUUGGUGUUCUCCCAGCCCAAAAUCCACCCGACCGACGCCGAUCGCCCGCUGGCCAUUGACAACCGGAAGUUCUACUACGUCACUUCCUACUUCCUGUUCUUCUACAACGUCAUGAUGGGGCUGUUGACGUCACUGCUGCGGGUGCUACUGGGAGGGUUCCUGGGAGGGAUGAUGCAGGCCCGGAUCGACCGGACGGUCAUCAUGUCCGGGUGGGAGAACUGGGACCUCGGGUACAAGUCCUACCUGGGCAUGCUGCAGGUAGAGGUCUGCCACAAACACCCGGUGCUGCUCGUCUUCUGCCAGCGGCUACUGAACGCAGCCAAACGCAACCGUGACCACCUGUGGGCGGAGGUGGUGACGUCACGAGAUGACGCGCAGUUGCGACCCGUUCACAUCGAUAUGUCCGAGUGCGACGAUCUCGCCAGCAGGCUCGCCAAACGGAGGUGGCUGGUGCUGUACACGGUCCUCAGGAACCCGACAGUCGUCGGCACGAGGAAGAGCGUCAUCAGGAUGGAGGAGAGCGAUCGUGACCGCAUGCACAAGUUCUUGGCUAAAACAACAGCCCUUGCAGCGAUGAAGACAAGCGACCCUAGGAUGAAUGAAGAGCUAGUAACAUAGUGCCUAGUACACAUACAUGUAUCAUAUAAACAAGUGCCUACAAAUGUACCUAGUGUCUACAGAUGCACCCCAGUGCAAAUGUAUGGCCAUGUAUUACUUGCACUUUUGCCCUACAGAUGUAGCCUAGCGCCUAAAACAUGAUCUAGUGCCUAGAAAUGUAACCAAGUGCCUACAAAUGUAAAUCAGUGCCUACAAAUGUAACCAAGUGCCUACAUAUGUAACUUGGUGGCUAUAAAUUUAACCUAGUGCCUACAAAUGUAACCUAGUGCUUACAAAUGUAGCUAAGUGCCUACAAAUGUAGCCAAGUGCUUACAAAUGUAGCUAAGUGCCUACAAAUGUAGCCAAGUGCCUACAAGCUAGUGCCUACAAAUGUAACCUCGUGCCUACAAAUGCAACCUAGUGCCUAC
This is a messenger RNA of Branchiostoma belcheri (Belcher's lancelet), 2577 nucleotides long. Its product is annotated as stimulated by retinoic acid gene 6 protein-like. Bases 140 to 2170 code for a protein of 676 amino acids. NCBI's taxonomy places the organism in Eukaryota, Metazoa, Chordata, Leptocardii, Amphioxiformes, Branchiostomatidae. The record is from RefSeq and is a predicted model, not a curated record. The transcript is spliced from 4 exons. Gene Ontology annotation, cellular component: plasma membrane. Gene Ontology annotation, biological process: vitamin A import into cell. Gene Ontology annotation, molecular function: signaling receptor activity; retinol transmembrane transporter activity.